CUGAGCAUAUGGCGACCUGAAUCCUUCAAGGAGACGCAAUCGAAGAGUGGCACUAUUUCCAGAUCCUAAGCUGCUGGUAUGCAAUCUAUCUUAGCAACAUAAACACAAACUCACAUACACGACAGUCUGAGCGCAACGAGUCCUCGAGAAACCAUCAGCACGUACAUCAGGUCAUCACUGGCAAAAAACACAAAUAUGCGCCCUCCAGUAGCGCUGACGCAGACUCACAGAACUCGGUGUAGCCCCUUCUUACGUUUAUGUUAAUUUCUCCGACCCCACAGAAAAUCUCUCGUUUCGGCGCGACACGCGAUGGUAUCUGUAAUCUGACAUAACACAAAACAUGCGAAACGUGGGGUAAGUUGUUUCGAAAGAGGUUGAGCUCACGUGGAUUGGGGUGAGCAGUGAGCAGUGAGCACUAGAUUGGGGUGUAAUCGCCGACUACCGUAUAUUGUCAUGUUUUUGAUGAUUGGUUGAUGAUGGUGCAUUGUUUGGAGUGGGUUAUGAUGGUUGUAAUUAUGGAUAUGGUCAUGAGUAUGUCUUUUGUGAUAAAGAGGGAGGUAGACAGAAGAGACGUAACGACGGAUAGACAGUCUUUAAAGGGAAGCAAAUGCACGUUCAUCUUGACGAGCG
This is a messenger RNA of Alternaria alternata, 630 nucleotides long. RefSeq lists its product as hypothetical. The record is from RefSeq and is a predicted model, not a curated record. The annotation marks the transcript as partial. Lineage: Eukaryota; Fungi; Ascomycota; Dothideomycetes; Pleosporales; Pleosporaceae. The transcript has a single exon.